Haliotis rufescens (red abalone) is the source of this 5971-nucleotide messenger RNA. RefSeq lists its product as uncharacterized. Gene Ontology annotation, biological process: protein phosphorylation. Gene Ontology annotation, cellular component: cytoplasm. The transcript has 16 exons. Gene Ontology annotation, molecular function: ATP binding; protein kinase activity. The record is from RefSeq and is a predicted model, not a curated record. NCBI's taxonomy places the organism in Eukaryota, Metazoa, Mollusca, Gastropoda, Lepetellida, Haliotidae. The coding region runs from base 175 to 3861 and encodes 1228 amino acids.
ACAGCUCAAGUCGGGAUUUAUUUUUAGAAGGGGAAGUACCUUUGGAAAGUCCCACCACAAAAUGGGCAGUUUGCAGAAUGCGUUGUAACAGGCAUCGAAUCAAGCGUUUUCUACAUAUCCAGUGUUAAUUAGUCGCUACAGCGUUGUUUGGCUUGGUGACAAAGACUUUCCAAUAUGGCAUCAAGCAGUGAUGUUGGUGAGAUUCCAAAGGUAUCAGCCAAGGACAUCAAAUAUGAUGAAACACCGAUAGGCCGUGGCGGCUAUGGCUAUGUGUACCGCGGCGUCCACAAGGACCUUGGGACUGUCGCCAUCAAAACAAUGAUUGCUGAUGGACUACUGCCAUCCAGGCAUCAAAGGAUCUUCAAGGCCGAGGGCAAGAAGCUGUGGGAGCUGAAGCAUACCUCCAUUGUGCGUCUGCUCGGCCUUAUCAUGGAGGAGAACAACUACUCACUCAUUCUGGAGUACAUGCAUUUCGGCAGUCUGACCGCUUUCCGCUCCGACUUUGUGGACAUUGACUGGUCACUGUUGGUCAGUGUAAUCCGUGAUGUCAUCCAUGGCAUGGAGUAUCUUCAUGGACCCGAUCCACCGAUCCUCCAUCUUGACUUGAAGUCGGACAACAUCCUCAUCAACAGAAGGAUCCGAGCUAAGAUCACCGACUUUGGCCUGUCUCAGUGGAAGACGAUGACGCGUACCAUGACUCGGAGCCAGGGCGGGGAGGAGAAGGGGAGGAAGGGUACAGUCACCCAUGUACCCCCAGAAGUGUGGAACAACAUCAACACUGCCCCCAACAAGGGAUAUGAUGUCUACAGCUUUGGCAUCGUACUGUGGGAGACAGUGGUUGGAGAUAGGCCUUUUGCCAGAGUGAGUGAUGACAUCAUCCCCAAGGCUGUGUUGAGUGGCCAGAGACCCGACAUGACCAUGAUCCCAUCUCAGUGUCCUCGGGAAGUGAUGGAGAUGAUGACCAGAUGCUGGACACAGCAGUCAGACAAGAGGCCAACAUUUGCAGAAAUGAAGGUGGAAAUUGAUGCUUUGUUUGAGAAACUUGCCCCUGCAGUGCCAGAGGCCUUAGGAAAACUGGAGAAGGAGAUUGCAGGCCUAUAUGAUGCUGAAGAUCUUGGGGGUGACACUGCAGCUACAGCUGAUUCUGAAAGUAUUUUUGAUGCUGCAACCAAACUCACUAAGCCACUGACGAACCUCUCCACCACAAGUCCUCAGAGUGUUCAGAUGGAGGACAUAGGUGAAGAAGAGGAUGUCCCCAAAACAACAGGACCCCCUGUUCCUAAUGGCCAGAGUCUGCCCAUUGUAGGACUGCAGGAUGAAGCACCUUCUGGACCUAGUCGAGGUGCAUCCACAACUGCUGCCUCAUCCUCAACAUCUAAAGCCCCUGCAGCAACAGGGGCUGGAUCUGCAUCACAAGCCAAGCCUAAGCCCCAGGCAGCCUCAACUACAGCUACAGCAACAGCAACAUCAGCAACAACAACAGCAACAUCUGGGUCUUCAACAUCAGGAGCUACCACUGCACCAGCAGCUGCACCAGCAGCUGCACCAGGACCUUUUGUGAUGACUGAAGAACAGAAGAAGGCCCUUCGACGUGUACUACGGGAUCCGGUGGGAAUGCUUCUCAUGCACAAGGAUGCUCAGCUAUGUAAGAAAGUGUUUGGAGUUGACCUGGAGCUACAGAAGAAGAUUAAAGACCCCAAGGAACUGUUGAAGCUCCUGGAGAAGGAUCCACUCCUGAGGAUGGAACUUAAGAGGAAGGGAGCAGAACAUGUAGGCUGGCUGUUCUUUCCCCACAGGAUGAAGGAUGAAAUCAGGAGGAAGAGGCCCAAUAGGACGCCAAAACCUGAGGCGGUGAACAGAAUGAAGACCCUGAGAGAGGAACGACAGAAGAGAGAGAGCAAGAACACUCCUAAGAUGGAUUUUGACCACAAAGAAAAGAAAAGCUCUGGUAUAGCAUCUGGAUUAAUGGGACUGUUCAAGAAGGAUAAGUAUAAGAAGAUGGAGAAGGAUCCUAUGUCCAAAUACAUGGAUCCUUACCACGAUCCUUACAGUGACAUGAUGGACAUGCGGCGGAGCAUGGGGAUGGGAAGCUUGGCUCCCGACAUGAGUUACAAACUCAAGAGAGCUCUUCGAGAUCCUCAAAUGAUCAGAUACAUCCUACGUGAGGAGACACCCCCAAGGAUCAGUCCGGUGGAUCGAGAAGUGAUGGAUGUGAUCCGAGACCCUGAUAAGCUGCUCGAAUACAUGAGGCAGGACCCAAAACUUCUGGACAUUCUUGUAGCCACAGACAAAGAGGCUUUGAUGAAGCUUGUGGCUCGGUCAAGAGGACCUCAAUCUCGUCACAUGCGAAACAUGAGAGGUCCUCGGAGGAUGCCGGGGAUGUACCGAGGCCUUGAGAUGGACAUGAUGGACAUGGACCUGGAGGACGAGAUGAUGAUGAACCCAGGCAGAUAUGAACGCCACAAGCAGACAAGGGAACUCAUGGACAUGUUAAAGAAUCCAGGGUUGCCGAGUUCGUUAAUGGACCCUUCAUCAUCAAGUUCAUCCUCAAGGCCCAGCACUGUGUCCAGACCCCCAAAUACCCCCCCAGCUUCAACCUCAGCAGCCGCUAGUGCCACCAACACUGCUGCCAGCAACACUGGCCCCAGUAAAGUCAACACUGCCGCCAAUUCUAACACCACCCCUGGACCUGGAUCCAAAGGUCCAAGUCCAACCAAAGCUGCAACAAUACCUUUGAAAUCCUCAGCAACAGAGAGCAAGGAUGCUUCUAAGUCUGCCACGACCAACAUCUCCCAAACUGGAGGAUCAGCCAUAGGUGCUGCUGUCGUAGGUGUUGUUGGUGCAGGUGUUGCUGGAGCAGACAAUCAGAAACCCCAGGAACCAGAAAGGCGUGAGAUAAAGGGCUUACCUGAUGACCACCUGGUGAAACGACAGGAGAACAUCAAGAUGCCGGUGCAGAGACACACAGACACUGAACCAUUACAGACAGCAUAUGGCUUUGCAAAAGGUUUCCUCAAUCAAACAAAUUCUAAAAGCGUUCCAAAAACGCCCACUACAAAUGCAAGCAAUAGUCAGACUGCAAGUUCAACUACAAGCGCUGCCAGCUCGACCUCAGGUCAAGGUCAAACAUCUACAACACAAGGUCAAGCAUCAGGCGGUACCCAGAAUUCGUCUGCAGGUCAAAGUCAGAGUAGUUCAGGUCAAGGUCAGAGCAGUUCAGGUCAAGGUCAGAGCAGUUCAGGUCAAGGUCAGCGACCAGGCUCAAAUACAACAUCAGGAGCACAACCUGGCAGUGGUACAACAUUUAGAGCACAGCCCCAGUUUCAGAAUUUUAAUGAUCCAACCUCCAUCCAUGUAGAACUCAAUGCUGAUGGUUCGAUGUCGGGCGACUUCAACCCCCUGUCUCUCCCGGCGGGGGUUCAGUUCGGAGAGAACAAUGUGAUGGUAUUGAACUGUGAUGACGACGGCAAUGUGAGUCGCAAUGACAUCAGUGGUGCUGGGAGUACCCGCAAGAGGUCCACGGAUUACAGGUCAAAGUUCAAGAAAAUGUCAAAGAAACAUAGAAGUGUUUUAGGGAGAGGGGAAGAGAUAGAUUUUGACCAUGUUAACUUGAUCGCUGAUGACAUUGGUCCGAAGUGGAUGGAUUUGGCUGUAGAGGUGGAAAUGAAAGGCGAAAAACUUAGAGAUUUGAAAUUGGAAUACAAGAUGAACAAGGGACAAGACGACUAUGAUUACUGCAUGCGAGUCAUCAAUGAUCUACUGCAGAGAAAGCCUUUCUUUACUUUGAGAGAUUUGAUUUUAUCACUGAAGGAAAUAGACUGUCAGAAAACUGCUAUCAAGUUGAUUGAAUUUGUUCCUUGAUAAUGUGAGUUAUUUUGUCGAAGAUUGUAAGAUCCAGAUGAAUCGGAGCUGCAGAUGAGUGACGUGACCCCCUAUUUGAUGACUCAAAAACAAAGUAUAGCAAAUGUAAGAUAGCUUUGCUUCUUUCACCAAAUAUAAAUCUACCUACAGGUAUGUGAGAUUCCUCUUUGAUCAUUUUUUAAAUAUAAAUAUUUAAUUAAAAUAUAUAUGCUUGAGAGAAAAUAAUUGUUUUUAAAAACAAUGGACUGAUUUUUUGUAAUAUAAUUAGUUUUUUAUUUCUCUUGCUUUUUUCUGGAUGCACUGACACAGUCUUUACAUUUUUACAUAAUGUCACUGAAAAUGUGACAAAUUGUUGGUAGUGUUGUCUUUCUUUUGUUCUGAUCAGAAUGUCUGUUAUUAUAUGUUAAAUUUGAUUAACUUUCCUGGGUGUCAGCUGAUUUCCAGUUGUGCGUUUGUGUGAUGUGCCCCACCUAGUGGAAUCUGUUUAGGAAGAUAAUCGAGACUGGUUCUUAUCUUAUGUUGAUGUUUUAUUUUUAUGAUUAUAUGAUUAUCCAUCACUUCAAAAUAUGAUAAUGUGUGUAUUCUGUACUAUGACCUAUAACUAUUGUUGUACCUACAACCUUCGACUCCACUUAUAUUAUUAAACACCACAUUCAAUUUGCAACACGUCAUGGUCCAAUGCAGCUCUCAAUAUCCAGUCCGGGAUUGGAUGGUCAGACCCACAGACUUGGUUGAUGCAUUUCAUUGUAUCCCAUAUGCUAGAUUGUUUACAGACUGCCAUCAUAUAGCUGGAAUAUUGCUGAGUGUGGCAUUAAACAAUAAACAAUACAUAGAUCAAUGCAUGGGGUAGAAUAGGUCUUCAGCAACCCAUGCUUGCAGUAAAAGGCGACUAUGCUUGUCGUAAGAGGCGACUAACCGGAUCGGGUGGUCAGGCUAGCUGUCUUGGUUGAUGCAUGUCAUCGAUCCCAAUUGUGGGGAUUGAUGCUCAUGAUGUCAAUCACUGGAUUGUCUGGUCCAGACUCGAUUAUUUACAGACUGCCGUCAUGUAGCUGCACUAUAUUGCCGAGUGUGGCGUUAAUCAAUAAACAAACAAACAAUAUCCAGGCAUAUCACAAUGCGGGACACUAAGGACCUGCACAUGUUGUCAUGUGGGCAUCGUUCCCAGGUCUUAGGCCAAUAGCGCUGUUGUUGAAUGUCACCAAUCAUCUGCAUGGUUCACACACCAUACAGCCAUGCAGACAUUGUUCUCACUACAAAUUACUUUACAAAUUACAAUUAGAGUCCAAUGUCUCCAUCUUCUCCAUCAAGCACCAGCUUUCUUCUUCUUUGUACUAGUAUUUGGGACUUCCCUUUUGUGAUUAAUGAAGACUUGAUGUUCAAUACUAGUUUUAGAACCAAGUUUAAGAAUUAGAAACAGAAAUAGGUUUAAUUUGCUUUGUUUAACAAAUAGCAUUACUGAUAAACAUGCAAAACUGAUUCUAUGUGAGCUUUGUCUUGAGUCAUUUUUUAUCUAAGUUGAAUGAUUGAUGCAUUGAUGUUGAUGCUACAUUGUCUGUUUUUGCUUGUUAAUUGCUUAAAAAACAUGGAUUCAAGAGUGUGAAUAUCAUGGCUCCACUUACAAAUCUUUUGAUAUGUGCAAAGAAAAAUGAGUUUAUUUGCCAAGGGCAAUAUUAGUUUAUGUCAUUCUUAAUUUGUAUAUUUAAGAUUUAACCUUAAGGCUAUGUGUAAAUCAGUAUUACCAUAGGAGGCGGCAGGUUUAUUCAGAGUGCUAUGGUUGAAAAUCAACAUGAAAGAAAGUUAAAACUUUGCAUGUGUGACAAUGACUAUGUUGUUUUAGGUUCAUCCGAGGCCUCGUCCACUGGCAUUUACCUUUUGUAGAUGUUGAUAGUGUUACCCAUUGAGAUCAAACUUCUUUGACAUUUAUUAUUACAAUGCUAAUACUGCUACAUACUGAAAUAUGUGCAUACUUGCAAACCAGAUGACCUGACCGCAGAGAUAUAUCUAACUAAUAUUAUUAUCAUGCUAUGUUGACAUAAUGAAUUAUGCUUCACAUUGUAUUGAAUGUCUUUGCUGUACUUCUGGAAAAUAGCAAAUAAAAGGAUUAAUCCUU